Molecule: messenger RNA, 1448 nt
Organism: Trifolium pratense (red clover)
Lineage: Eukaryota; Viridiplantae; Streptophyta; Magnoliopsida; Fabales; Fabaceae
Product: ubiquitin recognition factor in ER-associated degradation protein 1-like
Exons: 2
Coding region: 128-1303 (391 amino acids)
Cellular component (GO): VCP-NPL4-UFD1 AAA ATPase complex
Molecular function (GO): polyubiquitin modification-dependent protein binding
Source: RefSeq, a predicted model, not a curated record
UAGUUUUGGAAUGUCCGCAGUUUCUUCAUUAAACAUCAUCUUGUUUUUUUCUUUCCGCUUGUUUGUUGUGUUUUCUUUUUAAAAAACUUAAAAGGUUAACAUCAUCUUGUUGCAAAGCUCGUUAAACAUGAGUUCUGAUGAGAGUAGGAUGACUGAGGAUUUGCAUGAUCAUUUGCCUGAUCAAGAGGAUCAGAAUCAUAAGCAGAAUGAUGAUCAGUUGAGCGAGGAUUCACUUUCUGAUCAUAUGUCUGAUGACGAAGAGGAUAGUUGGUAUCCGGAGGAAGAGGAUCAGAAUCAGCCUAAUGAGAAUUCGCCUGAGGAUCAGGAUCAGAAUCAGUGGAAUGAGAAUUUGCCCCAGGAACAGAAUCAGUGGAAUGAGUGGCAUUCUUAUUGGCAAUUUGAUGUCUUUGAACAUGUUUACCGUUGUUUCUCUGUCUCAUCUCUUGAAAGGCCAGAUCUUGAAAACGGUGAUAAAAUUAUCAUGCCACCUUCAGCUCUAGAUAGCCUUGCUCGUUUGGAAAUAGAAUAUCCAAUGUUAUUUGAACUUAGAAAUCCUUCUUCUGAAAGAACUACUCACUGUGGAGUCCUAGAAUUCACUGCUGAUGAGGGUAUCGUAUACUUACCAAAUUGGAUGAUGGAAGAUAUGCUCCUAGAGGAAGGAGGCAUUGUGUCUCUGAAAAGCACAAGUCUUGUGAAGGGAAAGUUUGUGAAACUCCAACCUCACUCCAAAGAUUUUUUGGAUAUCACUAAUCCAAAAGUCAUGUUAGAAAAAUCAUUGAGGAGUUACUCGUGUUUAACAACCGGCCGCACUAUAAUGAUUCCAUAUAACAACAAAAAGUACUACAUUGAUGUGGUUGAAACGAAACCUAGUCCAGCAAUUUCUAUAAUUGAAACAGAUUGUGAGGUUGAUUUUGCUCCACCUCUUGAUUACAAAGAACCUGAGAAGCCCUUGCCAUCUAAUUUGUCUGAUAAGGAACCUCUGCAAGUUGAAGAAGAGACAGCAACAAAGACUCCCGCGGUGAUUCCUUUUAGUGGUUCUGCAAGGCGUUUGGAUGGGAAACCGUCGACACAAUCAGUUGAGCAAACUUCGACUCCAAUACCCAAGCAACAACAAACUGAAAAUACCAUGAGUUCCAACAGAACUUCUGGAAAGCUUGUUUUUGGAUCAAAAGCUAAUGCACCUAAUGUUCAAACACAGCCAAAAGCUUCUCCGAAAAGUACAAGUCAAGAUUCAUCAUCUAAGAAGACAGACACCCCACAAUUCCAAGCUUUCUCAGGAAAGAAGUAUUCAUUAAGAGACUGAUCUUUGUAGGGUUGUUUAUUAGUUGUUUCUUGUUGCUAUUAGAGUUCAAGUUCAGAUGUUUACUCUUGCAUAUCCAUGUUUUUUCUUUUCAGUAUAUAACUAUUGCUAUGAAUUCAAAUCUUUUUUUGUAUUUACCUUGCCAUUA